Molecule: messenger RNA, 423 nt
Organism: Prunus armeniaca (apricot)
Lineage: Eukaryota; Viridiplantae; Streptophyta; Magnoliopsida; Rosales; Rosaceae
Source: the annotation of a GenBank genome assembly
AUGAAUAAAAUUGUCAAGAAGCUGUUGAAACGGCAGCUUAACAAAGCCAAGGGAGCCUGGCCGGAAAAGCUUCCAGAGGUGCUAUGGGCCAUCCGGACAUCCCACCGAACGGCAACUGGGGAAACACUAUUCUCCAUGGCUUUCGGUUCGGAAGCGGUAGUCCCAGUAGAAGUCGGAGAGCCUUCCUACCUAACGGAAACCUUCGUACCAAAAGCGAAUGAGGAAGCGCUCGCUUUGAGCCUCGACCUGCUCGAAGAACGCCGAACACAAGCCAACCUUCGGAAUGAAGCGUACAAGCAACGCGUCUCUCAGUACUAUGACUCCAGGGUCAGAUCCCGCUCUUUCCGAAUCGAAGAUUGGGUCAUGCGGAAAGUCUCUUUGGCAACCAAGAAUCCCACGGAAGGAACCCUCGGACCUUCCUAG